This is a messenger RNA of Paramecium sonneborni, 677 nucleotides long. NCBI's taxonomy places the organism in Eukaryota, Ciliophora, Oligohymenophorea, Peniculida, Parameciidae. The record is from the annotation of a GenBank genome assembly.
AGAGUAUUUGUAAAGCCCCAUUUUAAUUAUAUAUCACCAAUCUUGUGGCUUCAAAUAAAAAAUUGAUGAUAGAUAAAUAUGAAAGACUUUGGGGGAGAACAAUAAAAAUAGUUUGCGAGUGGAUAGAACAUUUGAAAUAGGAAUUUUGGAAAAGAUAUUUGGUCAAGUACCUUUCUUUCGAGAAAAGAUUGUUAUCAAUAUAAAUAAUAGAAAAUAAUGCUAGACGAGCAUUAAGGAAAAGAUAUGAUUAGAAUUAUAUAAAAAAGAUAUAAAAAGAAAGAAAAGAAGAAAUAUUUGGAUUCAAGGACUUGGAAGUAAUGGAAUAUUAUAAAAACAUAAGGAAAAUAAAAGAACAUAUUGAAUUAGAAUAUGAUGAGUAAGGAAAUAUGAACUUUCAUAAGCACUACUUAGAUGCUAGAAAUAUUGGAAGAAAAACCAAUUAUAUAACAAUCCAGAGAACAUAAUAUUAAGAAGAGAACCAAUAGAGAGAAUUGGAUGCAUAUGAAGAAUAUAAUAAAUCAUUAAGAAAAUUAGAACAAAAGAUGUAAGAAUACAAAGAGAAACAUAAAGCAAUACUGGAAUUCUAAGUAAAGAAUAUUAUAUGAAAAUAGAUACUAAUAGAAUUAGAAAAAUACUAAAUUAUUGUUAUUUAAAUCAAUGGAAAUAUAGAAGUAUGA